GAGAGAGAGAGAGAGACAGAAAACACCGGGCAAAAAGAUACAGAGAAGGAGAUGUGCGUGAAUGAAUUGACAAAUGGAAGAGAAGUUGUGUAGAAUUUGAACAACAGCACAUUUUCGUUAAGGAGCCGAGUCAAACCUGUGAAAUAUCUCAGCGGCUUCACAGGAACAAUAUCAGACAGCAUUCGACUCAGAGUCACACCAGGGGAGAGCAGCGAGAAGGUUUGAAGCUCACUCACAGAGGGAGAGUUUCACACGGAGUGAGAAGGUGGCUCUGAGGCAGUAGGAUUGACGGAGGGGAUCCACUAAAAACCAACAUGGAUUUCGAGAAACUGCCAAAGAUUUGCAACGAGGAACGAGAGAGCAUGUUUGGAUAUGUCCAUGGAGUCUCAGGGCCAGUUGUCUUGGCAUCCAAUAUGGCUGGAGCUGCUAUGUACGAGUUGGUGAGGGUUGGACACAGCGAGCUGGUCGGUGAGAUUAUCCGACUCGAGGGAGACAUGGCAACAAUCCAAGUCUAUGAGGAGACCUCUGGUGUGUCUGUCGGGGAUCCAGUCCUGCGGACCGAGAACCCCCUGUCGGUGGAACUGGGGCCAGGAAUCAUGGGAUCCAUUUUCGACGGGAUCCAAAGGCCCCUUUAUGACAUCCGGCAGUUGACUGAGAGCAUCUACAUCCCGAGGGGAGUCAACAUCACCCCACUGCCCAGCCAUGUCAAGUGGGAAUUCACCCCAGAGCCUCACAUCAAGGUAGGGAGUCACGUCACAGGGGGAGAUGUGUACGGCUCAGUUCUGGAGAACUCUUUAAUAAAACACAAGAUCCUGGUGCCCCCCAAGAGCAGAGGGACAGUGACCUUUAUCGCUGCAGCUGGUCACUAUGACACGACUGAGGUGCUCUUGGAGCUGGACUUGGAAGGGCUAAAGGAGCAGCUGACCAUGGUCCAGGUCUGGCCAGUGAGACAAGUGAGGCCAGUGUCUGAGAAACUAAUAUCUAACCAUCCCCUGCUGACUGGGCAGCGGGUCCUCGAUGCCCUGUUCCCGUGCGUUCUGGGAGGGACGACAGCCAUUCCCGGAGCAUUCGGCUGUGGGAAAACCGUCAUCUCCCAGUCGCUAUCGAAGUUCUCCAACAGCGACGUCAUCGUCUACGUGGGCUGUGGGGAGCGAGGUAAUGAGAUGGCCGAGGUUCUGAGGGACUUCCCUGAGCUGACGAUGGUGGUCAACGGGAAGAUGGAGAGUAUAAUGAAGCGGACGGCCCUGGUUGCGAACACAUCCAACAUGCCGGUCGCGGCUCGAGAGGCAUCGAUCUACACUGGGAUUACCUUGUCGGAAUAUUUCCGGGAUAUGGGCUAUAAUGUCAGCAUGAUGGCCGACUCCACCUCUCGCUGGGCUGAAGCACUACGUGAGAUCUCGGGGCGUCUCGCAGAAAUGCCAGCAGAUAGUGGGUAUCCAGCCUACCUGGGGGCUCGGCUGGCAUCGUUCUAUGAGCGAGCCGGUCGGGUGAAGUGCCUGGGGAGCCCUGACAGAGAAGGAAGUGUGAGCAUCGUUGGAGCGGUGUCUCCCCCUGGUGGUGACUUCUCGGAUCCGGUCACCUCCGCGACCCUGGGGAUUGUUCAGGUGUUCUGGGGUCUGGAUAAGAAGUUGGCCCAGCAGAAACACUUCCCGUCUGUAAACUGGCUGAUCAGUUACAGUAAAUACACUCGUGCUCUCGAUGAAUACUACGACAAGCAUUUCUCCGAGUUUGUGUCCCUCCGCACCAAAGCCAAGGAGAUCCUGCAAGAGGAGGAGGAUCUGGCAGAAAUUGUCCAGCUGGUCGGCAAGGCCUCUCUGGCAGAGACAGACAAAGUGACCCUGGAAGUUGCGAAGCUCCUCAAGGAUGACUUCCUCCAGCAGAACGGCCACUCUCCCUACGACAGGUACUGCCCUUUCUAUAAGACGGUGGGGAUACUGCAGAACAUCAUUGGUUUUUAUGAGCUGGCUCGUCAUGCUGUGGAGACGACAGCGCAGACAGAGUGCCGCAUCACCUGGUCGAAUAUCCGGGAAAACCUCAGUGACAUUCUCUACAAGCUCAGCUCCAUGAAGUUCAAGGAUCCCAUCAAGGACGGCGAAGCUAAGAUAAAAGCUGACUACAUCCAGCUGCAUGAGGAGAUGCAGAAUGCUUUCCACAACCUUGAGGAUUGACAGCAGGAGGUCAAAUGUUGGAGCCCCACCACCCCCCUCCCCCUCAUCAGGCACAGAUCACCGGGAGGACAACAUUAAACAGAGAUCCCUUCUCCCUAAAGCCAGUCGCGGGAAUUGUG
Stegostoma tigrinum is the source of this 2287-nucleotide messenger RNA. RefSeq names its product V-type proton ATPase catalytic subunit A-like. Bases 315 to 2168 code for a protein of 617 amino acids. The transcript is spliced from 16 exons. Gene Ontology annotation, biological process: ATP metabolic process; proton transmembrane transport. The record is from RefSeq and is a predicted model, not a curated record. NCBI's taxonomy places the organism in Eukaryota, Metazoa, Chordata, Chondrichthyes, Orectolobiformes, Stegostomatidae. Gene Ontology annotation, cellular component: proton-transporting V-type ATPase, V1 domain; lysosomal membrane. Gene Ontology annotation, molecular function: ATP hydrolysis activity; ATP binding; proton-transporting ATPase activity, rotational mechanism.